Molecule: messenger RNA, 924 nt
Organism: Phytophthora sojae
Lineage: Eukaryota; Oomycota; Peronosporomycetes; Peronosporales; Peronosporaceae
Exons: 2
Coding region: 1-924 (307 amino acids)
Source: RefSeq, a predicted model, not a curated record
AUGGCGUCUACCCCUUCAGCUUCCUCCUCCACAGGCACCGUAGAAGCCGCGAAGAUGGACGUCGGCGACACAAUAUUGGGCUCGGGCAGCUUUAGCGCUACGGAUUCGGAGACGCACCAACCGUUAGCAGGGUCGCCUACCACAGGGACCGACAGUGACUCCUCUAGUAUGAGCACACCUCUGCUAGUGGGGAUCAUCGUGGCCUCGGUGAUCGUCUUCGUUGCGGUCCUGUUGGUGAUUCGAUCCCGACGUCGACGGUACGAGCCCAAGUUGUUCUCCUCCAGCAACGCCUCCGCCUUCCAGAGAUCUCAAGCUACUGGUCCGAUCGUCACAGUUCCAGUGGCUCCUGCUGCCAGUGCACCGCCACUUCCUCUUGAUGAGAGGCAUACGGACGGCGAUGCUUGGAGGGACCUUUCCGAGACUUGCUGGUCUAUUGGCCCGGGCAGUGACAGCGAGACUGAAAGCGAGCGGUUCUCCAUUGCUGCAGGCUCAUACUUACCAAGUGGAGCGCUGGUUCUGAGGCCUCGCCGGUUGUCGACGCUCUCAGACGAUAUCGCUGAUAUUGAUGAGGACGGAGUUCUUCAUUUGGAGGACCUUGAGGUGGACUCGCUCGAUGACUCGUCUCGACGGCGGGACCGCGUUAUGAGCUUUAUGGAUGACUGGUCUCCUCGAAGAGAGAGGGGCAUCAGCAUGCUCGACGACUCGUCCCCUCGACGAGUACGAGGUCUCAGCGCGCUGGAGAGCCGACGGAAGGCCAACUCGCUCGCUGACAUCGUAGACACCAACAAGUCUGGAGGCUCCUACUUCUCGGUGGACUCGGACUACUACGACGAAACGAUUAAAGACUGCAGCUCGGUCCUCUUUGACGACGACAGCGACAGUGACAGUGACAGUGGUGACAGCUUGCGGGAGGAAGAAUUCUAG